GUGUGUCUUCCGAAAAGUAUCACAAAGACAUUUUCCCUGUUGAGAGCACUCAACUUGUAGUUGAAGCCUAUAUGCUAGGCCCCAGAUAUUAUUUCCAGAACCGAGUUCCACACCUUAACAAAGCACAAGUGGCAAGGUGAAGAGGUGUAUGACCUUGGCUGCCUUUUCACUGUUUUUGUUUGGGCUGCUCUAUUACCUGCAUAAAGGAGCCCUGCUCGCAUUGUGGUUACAUGGCGGUCUGAGAUCUGCAAGGUUGGAAGUCUAAAACCACCAGCUGCGCCAAGGGAGAAAGACUGGGCUGUGCGCUCUCGUCGCAGUGUCAGAGACUCCCAGGGGCAGUUCUACCCUGUGCUAUGGGCCGCCAAGAGUCAGAAUUGACUCGAUGGUGGUGAGUCUGCUUUUGGUUUUUAAUUAGCUGCAUCAACAUCUAGAGCCAAUGUUGGUAAUGGUUUGUUGAAGGGGGUUGCAAACAUUCUAAGUUUCUUCCAUCGUUCACCCCAUUCCCUCUUGCUCUCCCUAGCACUUUAUGAAGAUGCAUGCAGAGAAGAAGCACAAGUGUAGUAAGUGCAGCAACUCCUAUGGCACCGAGUGGGACCUGAGAAGGCACUCGGAGGACUGCGGUAAGACCUUCCAGUGCACCUGUGGCUGUCCCUACGCCAGCAGGACGGCGCUACAGUCACACAUCUACCGGACCGGCCACGAGAUCCCUGCAGAGCACAGGGAUCCACCCGGUAAGAAGAGGAAAAUGGAAAACUCCCUGCACAGUCAGAAGUUGCCUGGCAAGACUGUGGACUCAUUGGUCAGUAAGGCAGCCCCUGGGCUGUACACUCAGGAACUAGAAACUUCAGAAACCAAGCGAGUGGCUUCUUUUGAAGACUCUUGUACCUCUCCUGCCAGAAAACAGGCUCUCACAACACCCCCAAGAUACCCUCAGAAGUUGCUUCUCCCGAAGCCCAAAGUGGCCCUGGUCAAACUGCCGGUCAUGCAUUUCUCUCCCAUGCCCGUCUUCAUGCCUACGGCUGAGUCCACAGCCCAACCUGUGGUGGUGGGCGUCGAGCAUCCGAGCUCCACCCCAGGCGCCGUGCACUUGCUUCCUUUGUCGAUAGGAACCCUGGUCCUCGGCCUAGAUUCUGAGGCAUGCACUCUCAAGGACGGCUUGCCUUUUUCAAAAGUUGUGAACCCUGUUGCUGUUGAGCCUAUCAGUACAGGUGUCCAAGUGAACUUGGGUAAAAACCCAUCUAACAUGUUACAAGAACUCGGAACCCCGGGUCAAAAGAGCAGCAUUUCUUCAAUCAACAUCCAGACAGAUCUAUCUUAUGCCUCACAAAGCCUGCCUGCC
Messenger RNA from Echinops telfairi (small Madagascar hedgehog), 1339 nucleotides. RefSeq names its product ATM interactor-like. Lineage: Eukaryota; Metazoa; Chordata; Mammalia; Afrosoricida; Tenrecidae. Gene Ontology annotation, cellular component: nucleus. Gene Ontology annotation, biological process: regulation of transcription by RNA polymerase II. The annotation marks the transcript as partial. The transcript is spliced from 2 exons. The record is from RefSeq and is a predicted model, not a curated record. Gene Ontology annotation, molecular function: transcription cis-regulatory region binding; DNA-binding transcription factor activity, RNA polymerase II-specific.